AUGAAUACGGUGCCACAGCAAGUCCGAGUCGUCCAACUUUACAGGAAAAUUUUAAAAUUAGCGAAAAACUGGAAAGCUAGAGAAGAAGCGAACACCGCCUUUGAAAAACAGCAGAUUGUCUGUGAAGCUCGCCAGAUUUUCCGUGAGCACAAACAGGUAUUAAACUGGUGUGAACUUUGUUGUGAAAUUUUUUCUCAAGGAGACGGAUCCACUCGUCAUCGGAAAGCUCAUCUACCAGGCUGAACAGCGUCUCGUUCAGGCGGAGCAUUAUGGAAUCCCACACGCAAGACCCGAAUACCUUCCUCCUGACACCGCUUUUAGCGUCCGCCUUCAAACGCAAAAUUUCCGACAACUGUCCAGAAAGCGAAGAACCGAAAGAGACGGUCCCAUCCGUAGAGACCACUGAACUUCGGUUCAAGAGGUAUUUCUGUAGUGGAUCGAAAGUUCCAGAUGACCUGUGGGAAGAAAUCAUUGCGAAGUGCAAAGAACAAGCCGCUUUUGCAGAGGUUCUCUCUAAUAAGGUGAGCAUUAUAAGGUUUGCGCAUCUGAAAUUAGUUGUUUCCAGGUUUUCAACGACAAAGUCGUUACUUCGCAUACAAUCCGAUAUCAAUUCCAAACCAGUGUUCUGAAGAAUCUGAUUUCUGAACUCGAAAAAACAAGUCUAACUGUUCCUGACUCCUUGUUUGAUCGUUUGGGAACACUGAUGGGCUUGAAAGAAGAAGAGUUUGUGGAGAGAGUGAGAGAAAGAAAUAAAACAUGUGUAAAAAAACAAUUUCAGUUGUAUUUGGAUGAAAAAGGCGAUAGCAUUCUGGCCGUUUUCUCGGAAUCUGUCAACCAACUAUCAAUGGGAACGACUGGAUUGUCUGUCUGGCAGGCAUCCUGCGAUUUGGCCAAUUUGUUCAGGCUCAUUCCAUCGGACAGAUUCAAAAGGAUUGUUGAACUGGGAUCUGGUUGUGGAGUGAGUGGGAUCUCGAUCGCGAAAAGCCAUAAUUGUGGGGUCGUUCUCACUGAUUGCGAUGAUAACGUGCUGGAGUUGCUAGAGAAAAAUGCCUCUAGAAAUGGCUUGCUCAAUGAGUCGGAAGGUAGUUGAACAUGAAGAAAGCACGCUUGAAAUAUCGUCUUGUAGGUUCUUCUGAAAAACAAGGAAAAGUUCGUUGUCUCGAUUGGUGCGACUUCGACUUCACCGAAUGGAAAGAGCCCGCCGAUCUUAUUGUUGCCGCCGGUCAGUUAUUUCUUUCCCGAAGCUUUAGCCACGAACCCCUUUUCACUUAUCUCUGCACUUUCUCUGUGUCCCUCCUUUUUCUGCGUCUUUCUCACUCCUCUUUUUCAGACGUCGUCUACGACACUGCUCUCCUCGCUUCUCUCUGCAGCGUGCUCCGUCUCUUGCUCCGCCACUCAAAAGCAGCCAUAGUAGCGUGCACUCGUCGUAAUUUGGGCAGUCUUAGCUGCUUCGAGCAUCAUCUUAGUUUGUGUCAUCCUUCUGAUUCCCAUCAUGAUCUUGUUUCAGAGAGUGCCAAGCUAGAGAUUGUAGAAGAAAUAGUGUACGAAAACGGAGAAUACACUAUUGAUGGAGUUUGCUACUACUCGCAUAAUACCAUCUUUCCGUUUUAUUCGUCUCUCAAAACGCCAACCAUCUUUUAUAACAUUCAGCCUAAAUAAACGUUCUCAAGUUGUUUUUCUUCUCCAUUUCUUUUUUGUUCUGAUUUGGUUUCUGCCGAUACUUGUUAUCAAUGAUUUUUCUAAUUUGGCUCACUUAUUCGUUUUCCAGAUGGCUCCUACCCCUUCUACGCCUGUAACACGCGAUGAAAUAGAAGUGACAUUCGCUGCGAUGUGCACCGAGCAACGCCCCAAUCUUUUGAAGCUCACACAGCUUAAAAUGGUGCUCCGAGCUCUCGGAUACGAUCCCCGAAACACGACAGUUCAAGAAAUGACUCGCAAGAUCAAGGAAGGAAGGAGUAAACUGAUGGGAUGGCAUGGAGGCAAGUAAGAAAAUACGCUUGCGUAAAGAAAAUUCAAUUCAGAAAAAGACUACAUGGAUGUGGAUGAGCUCUGGAACGCUCUGCAAUCACAGGAUGAAGAGAUGCCAAGUGAGGACAAAGUCACUACUGAAAUGCGAUCGGCAUUCAAGCUUUUCGACCCAGAAAGCAAAGGAAUCAUCACUGUCGAAAACCUUAGAAUGGCAAGUCUUAGGGCUUGGCAUGUGAUAAAAAUAGAAGUGUUCAGGUCGCAAAAGAGUUGGGCGAAUCUCUGGGAGAUUCAGAAUUCGAGGAAAUGAUUCGUGAAGCUGGCGGCGACAGAAAGAGCGGAAUCAAUGAGCAACAAUUCUUUGAGAUUAUGAAGAAGACGUGCCUCUACUGA
This is a messenger RNA of Caenorhabditis sp. 36 PRJEB53466, 2358 nucleotides long. The record is from the annotation of a GenBank genome assembly. Lineage: Eukaryota; Metazoa; Nematoda; Chromadorea; Rhabditida; Rhabditidae.